Molecule: messenger RNA, 1972 nt
Organism: Orcinus orca (killer whale)
Lineage: Eukaryota; Metazoa; Chordata; Mammalia; Artiodactyla; Delphinidae
Product: histone H2A type 1-B
Exons: 1
Coding region: 1567-1959 (130 amino acids)
Cellular component (GO): nucleosome
Molecular function (GO): structural constituent of chromatin; protein heterodimerization activity; DNA binding
Source: RefSeq, a predicted model, not a curated record
GCAAAAAAUGCUGUACUAUUUAAACUUCAGGUAUACAACCCCCCCAGCUCCCUGCCCCCUGCCCUUUUCAAAAGAGAGUAUGAAGUCUUCAAGGCAGCAUCUGAGAUACCUUUUUACAUCUGCAUCACAGGUUUUGAAACAUUUCAGACACUGAGCCAGUGUUGAUGUAUACUGCUGUUGUCCAUGGUGAAGAUAAUAAUAAAUAAUAAAAAGGAAGUGAAUAUUGUUAAGAGAAAACGUCAUAGGAGUCAAAAGACUUGAGAGAAGGUAAAAAAGAAACAGGAAAUGAGCAUCUUUACUCUCCUGCUUGGUUGCCUGGAUCAAAAUAUAGUUCUCUGACCGAGUUGGUUUAGAAGUAAUUUUCUCACACCCAGGCUCUUGUUCCUUUUACCAUCCUGUUAGUUAGUAGACUUUUAAGCUGGAGUCCUCAAAAAUUCCUGUAAUAGUAAUCCGCCUCCAUCUGGGCCCCAUCUAUUUCUAUUUCAUGGACCAUUAAAAAAAAAAAGGGCAAGAUCUCCCUCGGUAAUUUAUCUUAAUUUUAUGUUCCUCAACAUGAGAGCGUAAGACCAAACACCCUGUAGUAAUAUUAAUAUAGUGUUUUAUAGUAGUAUACUGUAAUCUCAUUUUGAGUAUUUAUGUGCUGUAGGGUGUUUGUUCUCUCGUUCUUAGGAGUCCUUAUGUGCUGCAAAAUUUUCACUCUAACUGCAAGAAGUUCAGUACGAUAUGGAGAAUGAUGGAGGAGUUUUCUAAAGUAAUUAGAAUCCUGUGUGUGGCAGCCAAGUGAGAAAAGAGGGAGGGUAGGAAGGUUGAGAGUGGCACUGGGGAACGACGACAAAGUUUUUCAGACAGGAUUUUGUUGUCCUUGGUCCCAUUAACCUUGGCAAAGGCAAACAAACUGGGUCUCUCUCAGUUUCGCAAUCUCUAAAAUGAGGACAGUACUCACUCUACAUACCUCCCAGGUGACCCUGGAAGGCUUCAUAGGUAAGCUGUGAAUGAAACGGAAGACUUGCUGGAUCAUCCAGUUCUUGCCUUCAGUUUUCAUUGUUCAGAUAAUUUAAGACUUGGGCCGGGACAAAAAAUUUUUUGUUUCCUCUUCUCCCUCUUUCCUGUCAAAAGAGUUAAAGAGUUAGAAGAGUUAAAGUAACACUGGGCAUAGAAGUACCUACCUCUUAAAUAUUGUUUCUAAAGUGUGCUGCGUUUAUUCCUUUCCAAAAAUCAUGAGUCACAAUUUCAAUAGCAAAAAGUCAGAACAAUAAGAAUAAUCACUCCUGCUUCUGAUUGCAUUUAAGAACAGUGCUUUGAAAAAACCAAAUAGACUCCAUUAUUAACAGUAUUAAAAGCCCACCAGACUGUAUGAGAUUGGAGCAAACAGAAAACUCACACUAGACGGAAGUCUUGUAUGCAAAUGAAGGAUGCAGGUUCUGAUUUCCUAUUGGUUCUUAAAUAGUAGCCAAUGGGACAAUAGCACAAGCCUACCUCUGGUUAAUAUAAAUAUUGCUCUCGCCGCUGUGUUGUUUAUUGUUUGCUUUUUAUUUUGAAGGUUUAUUGAGUUGUGGUCUGAUAGUUAUGUCUGGUCGUGGUAAACAGGGUGGCAAGGCUCGUGCUAAGGCUAAGACCCGCUCCUCGCGAGCUGGGCUCCAGUUCCCCGUAGGCCGGGUGCACCGCCUGCUCCGCAAGGGUAACUACUCUGAGCGUGUCGGUGCCGGGGCGCCGGUGUACCUGGCGGCGGUGCUGGAGUACCUAACGGCUGAGAUCCUGGAGCUGGCGGGCAACGCGGCCCGCGAUAACAAGAAGACGCGCAUCAUUCCGCGCCACCUGCAGCUGGCCAUCCGCAACGACGAGGAGCUUAACAAGUUGCUGGGGCGCGUGACCAUCGCUCAGGGCGGUGUCCUGCCCAACAUCCAGGCGGUACUGCUCCCCAAGAAGACUGAGAGCCACCACAAGGCCAAGGGCAAGUGAAGUGUCUAUUACU